GCAAAUUCAGACAGAAGGCAAACAGUUAGCUUUCUGGAUGCUAUACAACAGAACAACCCAUUGCAGCAGCAUGCAGAUCCUCACACUCGCUCUCUUCUUUGGCACAAUCGCUGCCACAAGCGCUUGCGCUAACAUGGCUAUGCCCGGUAAAACUUCAUAUGCGAUCGCUAUGUCUAUUAUGACGACCGAAGAUGAUGAAAUGGGGUCAGGACUUCUUAGCACUCAGGAACGCGCUAUUAUUCGCACAACUUGGAAUAAGGCCAAAAAAGAUGGAGAUGUCGCACCCAAGCUCCUUUCCAAAUUUCUCAAGGCUUAUCCCGAAUACCAGAAGAAAUUCAGCAAGUUCUCUGAUGUCCCUCAGUCAGAUUUGUUGAGCAACGGAAACUUCUUGGCUCAGUCCUACACCAUCUUGGCCGGUUUGAACGUCAUUGUCCAGUCCCUGUCCAGCCAGGAGCUGAUGGCCAACCAAUUGAACGCUCUUGGUGGUGCACAUCAACCCCGAGGAGUUACCACUACUAUGUUUAAGGAAUUCGGAGUCAUUCUUAUUCAAGUUCUCGAAGAAGAAAUCGGAAGUGCAAUGACAAUCGAUGCCAGACAGGCUUGGAAAAAUGGAAUUCAUGAAUUGAUUGGUGGCCUAUCACAGACUUUAAAGAAUCCAGAAGAUUUGCCUGAUCCCCAAACUCGACUGACCCCCCAACAAAUCAAAGAAGUCCAGAGUACGUGGGCAUCAAUGAGAGGCGAUCGCAACUCAAUCGUUUCUGCCAUCUUCAUCGAGCUCUUCAGAGAGAAUCCUCGCUCUCAGAAAUACUUCGCCAAAUUCGCCAGUCUACCCUUGGAGUCUUUGAUUAGCAACACCGAUUUCAACCAACAAGUUGCACUCGUCGCCAACCGCCUAGAUACAAUUAUUUCGGCCAUGGGAGAUAAACUGCAACUGUUGGGUAAUAUCAAUUACAUGAGAUACAGCCACGAGCAGCGCAUCUAUUCUCCGAGAAACGCUGUCCGAGAUCGCUUUGAGGACUUUGGCCGUCUUUUGCUAGACACUUUGAUUGCAAAGGGUAUCGCUGGUGAUGACCUAGACUCGUGGAAAAGCGUUCUGAAGAUUUUUAUUGAUGGAAUCGCUCCCGAGCAAUGAAAACUUGUGUGGACGUUGACAAGAAUUAAUUGAAUGAUAGUCUAUUAGAAUUAGCGCUCAGAAACUGUCUUAUAUCGUGUAAAAAAAAAGUUGAUAGAAUGUUAUAUUUUGUAAUUCAACAUCUGUCCUGUUUCAGUGAAUACGUGCCUUUUUUUAAAAUGUGCAAUGUACAGAUUUCGUUGAUCGAUAAACUGCACACAUCUGUGUUCUAAAAUGCAACAAAUUGAAAUUUACUUG
Messenger RNA from Daphnia pulicaria, 1369 nucleotides. RefSeq lists its product as uncharacterized. Gene Ontology annotation, cellular component: hemoglobin complex; extracellular region. Gene Ontology annotation, biological process: oxygen transport. Lineage: Eukaryota; Metazoa; Arthropoda; Branchiopoda; Diplostraca; Daphniidae. The coding region runs from base 38 to 1132 and encodes 364 amino acids. The transcript has 7 exons. The record is from RefSeq and is a predicted model, not a curated record. Gene Ontology annotation, molecular function: oxygen binding; heme binding.